This is a messenger RNA of Hippoglossus stenolepis (Pacific halibut), 7943 nucleotides long. RefSeq names its product zinc finger protein 618 (gene znf618). Gene Ontology annotation, molecular function: protein dimerization activity. NCBI's taxonomy places the organism in Eukaryota, Metazoa, Chordata, Actinopteri, Pleuronectiformes, Pleuronectidae. The record is from RefSeq and is a predicted model, not a curated record. Bases 476 to 3379 code for a protein of 967 amino acids. The transcript has 15 exons.
UUUCUUUUUUGUCUUUUUUUUUUUUCAUGAAGCUCAAACACAGGUCGCCGCUGCAAUUUCGGAAUCUGCGCUUGUAUAUGGCGGACGAGACUUUCCACCGGAGGAGGAACCGCAGCACGAACCCGCGGUGCUUCGGCAGGAACCCCCGGUGCUCGGCAGGAACCGAGCCGCUCCGCACGGCCCGAGUAAAGAAAACCUUAAAAUCCACGGCCCCAUUACGCCAUUACUCUUUUCUUAAAAUGUAACGCAGCGUGUCGAGGAGGAGGAGGAGAGAGAAAAAAACCCGUCGUGGUGGGAAAUUUUUUUGGAAUUUCUCAUAACUAAUUCACAAUUUUUUUUUUUUUUUUCUCUCUCGGAGGAAGCAGUUGAGCAGCCGCCUCUGGUUCGCGGGAGGGAAGCCUUCUGGAGCGGGGAGGCUGUUUUCGCAUGAGCUGCAUCGUUUCUGGAGAAGCACAGGCUCAGAGGAGGCAGAGUCAUGAGUGCACAAGAGGCACCCAAUCCUGGGAAGGAGAAGGCGGACAGUGGGAGCGCAGCCACAGAUGGCCCCUCACCAACCUUAGCCUCAGCCACCAAGACUACGAGUCCAGGACCCGUCACAGUUAAGAAAGAGCCCGGGAUCUCCGAGACGAGCAACGGGAAAGUUGGCGAUGCCAAUCCUGCGGAGAUCUGUGUUGUUAUUGGAGGAAAUGAUGGAGGAGGAAGUGGAGGCGGAUCACGUAGAGCUCCUACCGAGGGUAUGUUUGCCCUUGGUACUCCUCCUCCAACGAAGAGCACAGACUCAUGCAUAGGUUCAUAUGUAUGUGGGGUAUGCGGGAAGAAGUACAAGUAUUACAACUGCUUCCAGACACACGUCCGGGCACACAGAGAAUCAGAGGCUAUGAUUACAGAUACUUUACCCCAGACGCCCAACAACAGCUUCCGUUACUCCUGUGACAUCUGUGGCAAGAAGUAUAAAUACUACAGCUGCUUCCAGGAGCACCGUGACCUGCAUGCAGUUGAUGGUAACAAGGAGUUUUUGGAGAAUCCUUAUGAACAGGUAGUGUUACCUGUGGAUGGCCUUAAAGAUGAGGAGCCAGUUGAACCCUACCAGAAAAUCGGUCCAAGGGAAAAAGCAAUCGCCCACCUCUGCAGAGACCGUGGGUUCAAUCGACGGCAGCGGGUGUCCCUUCAAACACAAUUGGCAGUGUUCGCAGAAACUGGGAGCUACGUUUGCGAGUUCUGUGGGAAGCAGUACAAGUACUUCAAUCCAUACCAGGAGCAUGUUGCUCUUCACACGCCGAUGGGGUCUUUUGAUAUGAAGGCAUCACGGGUACAGGAAUGUGGCAGUAUAGACAUGAGUAAAUUUGGCCACAGCCAAGCUGCCAAGAUAAAAAACAGUCCAUUCAGGCGGAAACUGGAGAGUGCGAUUCAGUCGAGUCUGGUCGACACAAACAGCUCGCAGAACUCAAGCGGAACUCCAAGCCCUCUGGUGGCCACGUCCUUCUCUACAACGCCGAAACCCUACACUUGUGGUGCCUGUGGCAUCCAGUUCCAGUUCUACAACAACCUGCUGGAGCACAUGCAGUCCCAUGCUGCUGACAAUGAGAACCACACCAAAGGGGAGUCUCCCAAAACCUCCUCAGCCACGGGUCCUCAGGAGCAGCUGUGGAGGGGUUCUCAGGCUCCGGCCCAUCCCUCAGUUAAACUACAAAUCCAGCCUCAAAGUAUCUCCCAGAGAAACCACACACUCAGCCAAAAUAAUGGACUACCUGAGAAGGAGCGACAGCAGGUGGCUGAGCGUCUUUUACGGGUAAUGUGCUCAGAUCUGAGCAUGCUAAACGUGCUUAACAGCAAGGACUUCCUGAAGUUGGCACAAACCUUCGUGGAUACGGGUGCUCGUCAUGGUGCCUACUCCACCCGUGAUGCUCUUGGCAACAUGAGUGCCUUGGCACUGCGUCAGCUGCCCCGCAUGUACAACCAAGUCAAAGUCAAGGUCACGUGUGCCCUAGGCUCCAACUCCUCACUCGGCAUCGCAGUCACCUGCCACGCCCAGACAUCUGGACCAGAUGCUUGCUUUGUUCUCACAGCCUACCAGGUGGAGGGGUCAAGACUGAAGCGCUAUGUGCUCGGUGUAAGGGAGGCCGAGCUUAGGGAGGGGCCUGAGCAGAUUCACCACUGGGUCCAGAAUGUGCUCUCAGAGUUCGUCAUGUCAGACAUUCGCACUGUGUAUGUCUCGGAGCCCCGGGUGUGGGCAGCAGGAUUUGCGGGAUCACCUCUGGGUGGCGGUGGCCGGGGGAGGAUAUGCCUGCGAUGCGCGGGGUGUUCACUCGGUGCUGUUGUCCAGGCUGUCCUCGGGAAGCGCAGCCUCCAGGCUCGAGGUCUUCAUGAGUUGGCCGAGCUUCUAUCAACUUGCAGAGAUAUCGCGUCCUCCACCACACUGGCUCUCCGUGAGGAACAGUUCAACAACACAUCCACAAGCACAGCUGAUGAAGGUUCACAGGGCAGCGCCGCACAGUGCCCCACUCCUCCUUGCUGGGAUCGCAUGGCUGAAGCUCUUCUGCAGGUCCAUGUCCACUUUGAACAGGUCUGUGAGGCUUAUGGACGCAGCAAGUCCACGGCUCCCCUGCUCCAAGGUCUCAACAAGCAUCUCCUCGGCACGCUGGCUUGUCUGUUGGCCCCUCUGCGCCUGGCAGCUCUGGAGCUGAGCAGCCAGAGGAGACCAACCUUACAGCAGGUGCUGCCCGUCUACCUUCGCCUGGAGAAGUUUUUCACAUCUAAAGCAGGGGAGGCUGGGACUGGCACGGCUAGCAAACUCUGCCACUACUUCCUAGAAGCACUAAAGGAAAACUUUAAGGUUGAACGCGCUCACCAGGUCGCCAUGAUCCUGGACCCACAAAUCAAGCUACGUUCAGUGCCAGCCUACCAGCAUGAAGACAUAAUCUCCCGUGCGUGCGAAAUGGCUACUGAAACCAGGGAUGGAGGUAUGACAGGUGGUGGAGGUUCGGGUGGUGAAGAUCGGGAAACUGAUGGCCCACCAACCCCUAAAAUAAGCCGCAUAGAGGGAGGUGGAAGCAAUGGCGGCACCUCAAGGAGGACGCCCUCAUGCACGGUGUCUGGUAAUGAUGAGGGUCAGAGCCAAGUUAGACAAGAGAUUUUUCAGUACCUGGCUGAGCCUCUUCUCCAAGGCACACCCGAUCUCCUCCAGUACUGGAGCUCAGCAGUGGGCGACAAGUUUCCCAGGCUCUCUCGCCUGGCACUGUGGCUCCUCGCCGUUCCUGCUGUGGGCAUACGGGGCGAGUGUGUGACCGUGUGUGAGCAGAGCCUGGCCAUGAAGAGGAGGCAGCAGGUAACCACUGAGGAAAUGAACAAACUCAUUUUCCUUCGCUCCAACAUGGGCUAGAAGAGAAAACCCAACCUACCCUUAUCAACCAAACGUUCACCUCCAACAAAUGACUCAAGACUAUUAUUUAUAUACUGUAGGUUUAGACCAACUGUAAGCUUCAAUGUGUAUGGACAUUAAAUACAGAUAUUUACAGGAAAACUCACAUUGUAUAGGUCGCAAACACCCAUAAAACAGCUUAUUACAUAUUUUAUAUGGAGAAAGGACUGUUGAAAAGUACUGUGGAGAAAAUGUAGGGGUGGAACGUUCACUCUCAAAAGAUCGUCCCGUUUGGUAGCCAUCCUCGGUUUGGGAAGCACAUGUCAGCAGGAUGAGUUUUGUUUUUUUCUCUCGGCCAGUAAAUAGAAUUCCUCCAGCUUAACGACUUAACUGCUUCAAGGCUAUGAUGCUGUUAUUCCCACUGGAUGGCAACAUUUUCAGGUAAAAUCUGCUCUCACUGCUUGAAGCUACUGUCAUAGACCUCUGAAAACACAGUCAUUUAUCAAAGACAUUAGCAGUAAAUACUGUAGCAUGUACAGUAUGUUGUAUAGUAAUUGUUUUCAUUGGUGUAUGACAGAAAAACAAAUCAAGUGGUGAGUCUUCACUGCCAUUGUAUCUCUGACAAUUAAACCAGGUUUAUGAUUUACUGUUCCACGGGAGAUCUGAGCUAAAUCAUUACAACUAAUUUGGUGGUUGCACCAGUGGUCGCUAAAUGUAGCUGCAGAUCAUUUACAUGCAUAUUUCAACCAGACGGGUAAAAAAAAUCCAGCUGAUCAAACAUGGAUUCUGAUAUGAAGCCUUCCUCCUUGUUUAUGAUACUAAUAGUGAGGAAGUCAUGAAAUGGUUUGACUUCUUUCUAUCUUGGAUGAGGUCAAACCUAACGCCAGGGCCACACUGUCCAUGUGAGCCGAGCUGCUCCUCUAGAAAGUCGGGGUCUCGCCUAUUUUCUCCAUAUGCUGCUCCGUAUCCUACCUUGCUAAGUUUCUAUUGACUUAAUCCAUUAAUUUGUUUAUCAUUUAUUUGAGAACACAGGCCUUCUUCUAUUCGAGGAAAUGUAGUAGUAAUAUUAGAAACCUCACGCAGCAGCUCUGCAGCAGAAAUGCUCCCUGUGUGAUCGGACACGCGUGAGACACAGCCCUCGUGUGGCCCGGGCUUAAAGCAGAAGUCAAACUGUCACACUUCCAGUGGUUAACUUGUGCUCAUGACACAAAGAGGGCAGCCUUGUAUCAGAAUCUUUUUGUGGUCAGCAUUCACACUGAUUUCAUUCAGCCUUACGAUUAAUUACCUUAGCAGGAUUGCACCAACAAGGAAUUAAAGAAACAUACUGAAUAGAUAAAUCUUAUAUUAUCCUUUUUAAUACUUGAUGGUACAGUCCAGCCUGCAUGUCAGUAAAUACACAGAAAUAACAUGUUGAUGACAUUUAGACUCAUUUGAUGAUAUUUUCCAGUGCUGGUCAGUCAGUUCUGUGAAAACACAAAAACAGCUGUGUCUUUACGUUGCAUUUAAACACCUCUGUCUGCAUUAGCCUUCAGUUAAAGCUUCUAGACAAGUGGUCGACCACUGUGCAUGCGCAUGUCCAAUUGUGUAUCUGUUUUCAAAGCUCAAUUGGAAAACAUUUCCACAGGAAAGACAUGAUAGCUAUUUUAUUUAUUAUCCUUUCCUCAUUCUUCACUCUAAAAUAAACAUUGUCUUCCUUAUGUGAGCCACACAUUUCCAUUUCUGUAAGGCAAUAAGCUUUAUCCUAGGGCAUAGUUUCUGACUUUCUCUAUUGAAAUUGACUGUUGUCAUGAUGCUCCCACACUUUAUUAUUAUUAACAGUAUAUAUUAUUUUUCUCUUCGUGAAAUCAACAGGAUUUUCUCAGGAAGGAGUGCACCCAAGCAGGCACCGCCACUUUUUCCUCACUGAACCUAAAACAUGUCCUCACUGAACCUAAAACACACCAAACUGUGACCUCAAUGCCGAGGCAUGUACUGAACCGUGACUUUCUGCGAAACGUUCCACCCCCGAUGCAGUUGGUGCCAUUUGCAACAAGCGCAAAAGAAAAAAAAAAUCUGUUUAUGAGAAUCUAUUUCUUUCAGGACGAAACACACUCUGACAGUGCAUUCAUUAAAGUCGCCACAUGCAUACUGAUGAAGUCAAGUUAUUUAUUUUUUUAUGGAUUCUAGAAAUACAUUUACACGAGCUAAUACCUCCUAAAAAUGACUUGGGUGAAUGGAAGUUAUACUGUAACGUGUGUUUGUUGCCUCUGGUACUAAUCAAGUCAAAUACUAUUGUCAUUUAUGUUUUUUGGGCCUUAAGUCUCUUUUCAUGUGAUCACCUGAAAUCCCUCGAGUCAGAGCCGACAUCAUGCCUUUAUAUUGCUGUUCAAUGGCCUUCUUUUCACCAUCUUUUCUAAAGCUUGUAGUUUUUUGUUCAUCACUCCUGUCGACUUCUAAGGGACUUCUGGUUGAUAGUAGGAAACAAUGUCCUCUGGUGGUCAAAUGUGGACUUUUUAAUCACGGUGGGCAACUGUGGUAUUUGAAAAGUGCUUUGUCCCAGUGUUCCCAACUUUUCAAAAGGUUGAACUAACGGAGCAUGUUUGCUUUUACAACAACCUCUCAGUUUGUAAAACAGGUCAUCAGGUCAUGAAUCAUUCAGAACAUGAACACACACAAGCACAAGUAUCUACUGUUAAAACGUGUAAUGAAAUGACUCAGUCACAUUUGCAGGUCUACACCUCAAUAUUUCUAUUUAGUUUAUUUUUUUGCAGAGGCUAUAUCACCUACUCCCGAUUUGAAUAAAAGAUAGUUAAUAGUCACACAUCAAACUACAGUGAGAUGUGAAUGGUUGAAUUAAAAAGAAGCCAAGGACAGAUCGGUCUCACUAAAACAAGAAUCUUUUUUUUAAUCCACCUAAAUACGACUGUGGGUUUAUAUUUACUUUUAUACGAUUUGAAAUUCUAAAACUUUAAUUAGAAAAUGCAUACAAGGUUAAAUGAUGCAAAACAAUCAGUAGUGAAUGGCUCUGCAUUGCACACAUUUCACAACUACAUGAUUUCUAAUAGAACUGUACUGUAGCCUCCCUUUACCUCUGUUAACAACUCUAGUGUUUUAUAAAUCGUUUUCUCACGUCAAUUUUUAUUUUGAAGUGUCAGAUUUGUUUUCUCUCACAUUUUUUUGGUUCUCAAAAACAAUGAAUUAUUGUGUCUGGGUUGAUUUUGAUCAUCAACGAUUAUAACACAUCGUAUCUGUUUUUCCUUUUGGUUCAGUGUGACCCAGACAUGCAUCACUGCAUUGUGAUCAUUUGCGUUUGCUAAAUCAAUAUGUAUCCUGCUGUUUUCAGUCUGAUUUAUGUCACACGAUUAUAUUUUGGUAGAAAAACAAACACUUGCUGUAAAUUCUAUUUUACAUUUUAUUUGAUUUUUAAGUACCAGUCUAAUGUUUUACCUCAGUACUCAGAAAGGUAAUGUUGUAACUUAGUGAUCGGAAAAUCAGUUGUUCAUACAUAAAUUAGAUUUGGUCAAGGAAAUAGUCGAAAUACUGUACGUUGGUUUUGCGGUUUUAGCGGCGAUCCUCGAUUGAACCGAUGAAGGGAUUUUUCUUACAGUUUUUAAAAUAAGUAUUUUAAAUAGGAUAUGCUCUGGGACAAAAUGCCAUUGUUGACGUAAUGAUGUCAACUUGAUUUUGCUUAGAAAUAACACUCUUCUUUUGUUGAUUUAAAUGAGAAUUAUAUCUAAGAUAUGCAUGCUUUUAAUAAGAUAUAUAAAGUUAUAAGCCAGUGUUUCUCAUCAGAUGGAAGUGAUUCGUGGUGUUCAGACGGUCGUUCAGAGCGAGAAAAGCAAACGCAGACUGGAUUUGAACCUUUCGAGGUGGGAGUAGCGAUGAUGAUCAUGGGUUGAUGUUCAUGGGCUUGACAUCAUCCAUUUUCAGAGGAUGUACUAUGUAAAUACAAGAGAACUGCUGUUUUUAUGCCACAAGGGGGCGCCUUCAUUUCAGAGCUACAGUAGGGAGCACCAAUAACAUUAUACCUCUUUUUUCUACAGUAGCAUUUCAAAAAGGUUUUGAUAUAAUAUAAAACUCAACUUAGAUACUGUUACUAGACAAACUGAGAUCAGCUGUAAGUUUUAUUUUGUUUCAGGAUUUUAACUUAUUCAGAUAAUACAAGUUCCAGUUGUAACAUAUGGUAUGAGGAUGCUAACAUGGAGAUCUGUUUUAACAAUGGAUUAUAGUCUGUAUUAUCAAUUCAGGUUAAGAAAACUAGUGUUGCUUUCAUCCUAUUUAAACAAGCAUUUCUUCCUUUUAUACUCUGCUAAGAUGCAAAAAAAAUGUGUUUGAUUCUCUUCAGUUUGUCUUUUUUAUCGCACUUUGGCAGCAGAUUCCUGUGUAGAUUCUGAUCUGAGUUGUCUUAUUAUUAGUAAGCCUAAUUUAUACUUUUGUAGCAACACUAUUUUUAUAUAAUGGCAAAGAAAGGGUUCCGUGUCUUUUUGUUUUUCCUGCUUUAUUUUUUAUUUUUCCUGUGUCAUAUAUGGCAGCGCUGUUCAAUGUUUCUUGAAUACAUUACCCACUGUAGUAUGUGAUGUGUGAAUAAACUCCAAAUCUGUGUCAA